UUGUUGGCCUCUGUAACCGCCACCGUCAGCGCUUCACUGCCACUCGAACGGUCUAAAUGAGGCGGAGAGUUUGAUUUAUCCAUAGAAAGAGUGAUAUCCAUAUGUCUCACUGUACUGCACACUCUCACUACCGCUCUUCUUCGAUUGUGAAGCGAAUUGCAGUGUUUUGUUCGAAAAUUAAAAAUCAGCAAGGUGAUGAGAAGUAUUUCAAACGAUACUACGCGUCGGGGGAAAAGAAGCGCUGCCGAUCUUGGGAAUUUCAAAUAACAUGCAAUCUCAACCACUUUGAUAGUCACCAAACGACGAUAGGAUUUGGUUUUGUUGCAAAGAGCCAAGGAGUGUUAGAAGUUGCGAAACGCUCUAUAGCAAUGGUUUCAAAAAGUCCCCAAAUGCUUCAGAUCACACUGUAAUGAAUCCUACACUUGCAGAAGUAAAAGCUUUCCUCAUUAACGAAGAGAACUUACACCUGUUUGAUGACCUCACUAAAGUCAACCCAGUGACAACUGCCACAGUUUUAAAAUGUCUACAAGCAAGAUAUGUGGCCAGUGUGUUUUAUACCAAUGCUGGGUGUACACUGGUGGCUCUUAACCCAUUCCAGCCUGUUUCUAAUUUGUAUUGCCCCGACAUUAUGAAGGUAUACCACUCUGCAUCUCGACCACAGGAAUUGAAACCGCACAUCUUUACUGUGGCUGAGGAAGCAUUCAGGAAUGUACAAAGCCAUAUUGAACCAGUUAACCAGUCACUUAUAGUCAGUGGGGAGAGUGGUGCUGGAAAGACAUGGACAUCCCGUUGCCUUAUGAACUACUUUGCUACAGUUGCUACCUCACCCACGUCUGUUAAUUGCCGGAAAAAUGUGGAAAAGAUAGAGAAGAGAGUGUUAGAUUCCAAUCCUGUGAUGGAGGCAUUUGGAAAUGCUUGUACACUGCGGAAUCACAAUAGCAGUCGAUUUGGAAAGUACAUUCAACUGCAAUUAAACAGAUCACAGCAGCUGGAGGGAGCAUCUGUGCAGACUUACCUUUUGGAGAAAACACGGGUUGCCUAUCAAGCCCCUUUAGAAAGAAAUUUUCACAUUUUUUAUCAGGUAAUGAAAGGAGCCACUGAGGAGCAGAGGCUGGAAUGGGGUUUUUCUGAAGAGGAAGAAUUCUUCUGGUUGCCAAAUGCUGACAAAAUAUUAGAAGAGGACCAAUUUGAAGAAACCAAAGAUGCAAUGUUACACCUGGGUAUUGAUAGUUGCAUACAAAACCAGGUAUUCAGGAUUCUAGCUGGUCUUCUACAUCUUGGAAAUGUGCGAUUUAGCUCUCCUACAGAUGAAUCUCAUCCUUGUGAUCUGAAAGAAAAGGCGAAAUACUUUCUUAAAAGAACUGCAUAUCUACUUAAAGUUUCUGAGGACAGUCUUCUGGAAGAGCUUAGAGUCCGGACGAUUACAGCCGGCAGGCAGCAACAAGUGUUUAAAAAGCCAUGCUCCAAAAUAGAGUGCGGCAUGAGAAGGGACUGUGUGGCUAAAGUAAUUUAUGCAAAAUUGUUUGACUGGCUGGUAAAAAUUAUAAAUUGCUCCAUAUGCUCAGAUUCUUCCAGGUGGACAAAUUUUAUAGGUCUAUUGGAUGUAUAUGGAUUUGAAUCAUUUCCACAAAAUAACCUGGAACAGCUUUGUAUUAACUAUGCAAACGAAAAGCUCCAGCAGCAUUUUGUGGCACAUUAUCUCAAAGCUCAGCAGGAGGAAUACAGUGCAGAGGAUCUAGAGUGGUCUUUUGUUAGUUACCAAGAUAACCAGAGCUGUUUAGAGCUGAUUGAAGGAAAUCCCACCAGCAUCUUUUCCCUUUUAAAUGAGGAAAGCCGCCUAAACCGACUUUCUGAUGCAAACCAAUUCAGAACUCGCCUUCAGGCAGCUUUGGCGAGUAACCAUUGUCUGAGCUGGAAUGUGUUUAGCAAGGUUCCCAAUUUUGUAGUGGCUCAUUACGCAGGCAAGGUUAAUUACCAGAUUGAGGGAAUGAUGGAAAAGAACAAGGAUCCUGUUCCACCAGAGCUGAUGCAGUUAUUGGAGAAAUCUGAGGAUACCUUAUUGAAGGAGCUAUUUCCUGUUGGAGAGAAAGAACACAAUGAUAGUAAAGCUCAAAACAAAGCAGUUACUGUGGUCUCCAAAUUUAAGAGUUCAUUGGAAAACCUGAUGUCUUUAUUAAACAGCACCACACCUCAUUACAUCAGAUGCAUCAAGCCUAAUAUGGACUGCAAACCCCUCCUUUUCAAAUCAGAGGAGAUUCUCAGCCAGCUAGAAGCUUGCGGUAUUGUUGAAACAAUCCACCUCAGUGCAGCUGGAUUCCCUAUUAGGGUCCCAUUCCAGCAUUUUGUGGAGCGCUAUGGACUUCUGAAAACAGAUUGGAAACUUAAUUUGAAAACUGCAGCUAGAUUUAAUGGAUGCUGUCCUGCAAAAAAGAGGAAAGGUUCUUCUUCAGAUGGCAGCACUGAAGCUUUGAGCUUCACUGUACAAGACAUUCUCACUAAUGUAUUAGGUGGCCAAAGUAUCACCUCAUCCUUUAAGCCAACUGAGAACCGAUCACGUAGCUCAUUAGUACAUUGUGGCAAAACAAAAGUGUUCAUGACUCACAGUAUGCUCGAGAUGCUCGAAAGUGCCAGAAGUCAAACUCUUUCCAAGAAAGUACUUUGCAUUCAAUAUAACUGGCGAAGAUAUUGUCAAAGAAAAUUAGCACGAUCAAGGCGAGCAGCGACCAUCAUUCAAGCAGCAAUCAGAUCAUGGUUGACCAGACGUUGGAUUAAAAAACUUCAUCAGGCUGCAGUGGUGCUGCAACGAGCAUGGAAAACCUGGAAAAUUAAAAUGGAUUUCUUGGCAGCAAAGGAAUUAGAUGAUACAACAGAUUUUAAAGAAAUGGCAUUGGUUCGGGAAUCUCCCGUUUGCUCACCUUUAUAUCGGAGUGUGUAUGAAUCACCAAACAAGCUUUCCCAAGCUACUCAAUUCAGAGAUCUAAAGUUACAUGCCUGGCCACUGGGUCUGAUGCUUUCAUCUGUUUGCAUUACUGGAAUGACUCCAUCCAUAUCUGAAACACUUAAGGCCUUUACUCGAUUGGCUGCCUUUAAGGUGAAAUGGAGAAGCAACUAUAAGGUGGAACAUCAUCAGUCUGAUCAAGGUAUUGCUUCUAUUAGAGCAUUACCCGAGGUGCAAGUAAAGUUUCAUUGCAGACGUUCACCAUUGCUUUUUGCUGAUAUUUAUCCUGAACACACACACUGCACGAUCAUAGGCCUUAACCAGAUUUUAUUGGAAAAAAAGGAAGAUUAAUCAUUUUAUUUAUAUGCCAUGUUCCUGUAAUCCUUUCUAAUAGAAAUUUGUAAAACAGACAUCUUAUGAGAUCAUCUUGAAUUGAAUUAUUUAUUGUCACUUUAAUUUUACAGCGAAAAGCUUCAAUUUCAAUCUCUCACACUGAUGGAAGCCACAGCUAGAAAUGAGGAUCAAACUUUUUUUAGAUUAGUCCCUGAUCUACAUUAUUGAGGGACUGAAUUAGGUUUGGGAAAGGUGCAUACAAGAUAGAUUUGGUAUUUGUACCAUCACCAAAAGUGAUCAGUUUUAAUUUUGCACCUAUUGAAUUGAAUUCACAUAACUUAGAAGUUUUAUUGAACUUUUAUUGUUCAGCAAAAUGACAUUUUAAUGAAAGCAGUGCAUUACAGCAAUUGGCCAGGGAAUCUCAACCUGAGAUAGAGAUUAGUAAUGUUCUGCCUGUUACACUACACUAAAUUUUCUAUUAAGCCUGAGCUUAUUCUGCCUUUCUGAUUGAAAAAAUUCAUUGCUAUUUCAAUAAUCCAUGUUAUAAUUAAGUGCCUUAUCUCAGGACAGUUGAUUUCAACAAAAUCUUGCAUUGCAUAUGCAUUUAUAGGAGCACUACAGUUUUUUUUUUAUUUAGAAAUGUCUUAAAAUUGGAGGAAUGUAAAACCUUUCAGUUUUCUACAUGUGACACACGUUUUAAACCUGACUCCUGUCUUAGAAAACUUUGAUAGUUUUGACUGACUUAUUUGGUUUUCUGCCUUUACUAAUUACCACAACCAUGCUUUUGUUUAUAUUUACAAUUUAUGAUUAGAGCGACGAUAGUCUUUGGAACCAAACCAAGAAAAACUAUUUUACUGACUUCUUAAUAUCAGAUGCUGACUGUGUUAUUACACUGAAAAUUUCAAAUAACUCUUGCACAGCACUGAGACACUUGGGUUUUGUGUAGAACCGGCUGUUUUGUCUUGUUAAAUCCCUAAAGACAUGUCAGAUAUAAAGUCGUAACAUGCUAUAUUAUGUUUAGAUUACUAUCUUUCCAAUUUGCUAGAUGAUGAAUAUUUUUGGCUGUAGCUUCUCCACAUUUGGCCAUUGAUAUUACAUAGAACAUUACAGCACAGUACAGGCCCUUCGAUGUUGUGCCGACCUGUCAUACCGAUCUCAGGCCCGUCUAACCUACACUAUUCCAUGUACGUCCAUAUGCUUGUCCAAUGACGACUUAAAUGUACCUAAAGUUGGCGAAUCUACUACCGUUGCAGGCAAAGCGUUCCAUUCCCUUACUACUCCGAGUAAAGAAACUACCUCUCACAUCUGUCCUAUAUCUUUCACCCCUCAAUUUAAAGCUAUGCCCCCUUGUGCUCGCCGUCACCAUCCUAGGAAAAAGGCUCUCCCUAUCCACCCCUCUGAUUAUUUUAUAUGUUUCAAUUAAGUCACCUCUCAACCUUCUUCUCUCUAAUGAAAACAGCCUCAAGUCCCUCAGCCUUUCCUCGUAAGACCUUCCCUCCAUACCAGGCAACAUCCUAGUAAAUCUCCUCUGCACCCUUGCCAAACUUCCACAUGCUCUGCCUCAGCCAGCAGCAGACCCUGUUUAAGCAGGGAAUGGGGUAUUGAAUGUAGGUUUAUAUGAAGAGGGGGAGAAAAGAACUUUCAUUAGCAGCUAAUGGUGUUCAGUUUAAGGAAAUAUAGUGAAAUGCCAAGAAAACAUGGAGGUCAAGCUCUUAGGUUCUCUCACAAAGUAACCAUGCUUUUAAAAAGGUGCUUACCUUUGUUUCUUUCUGCUACUUGUUGCCAUUUCCUGAUGGUCAUGCCUAAAACCCCUCACAAAGAACUGAACAACUAUUUGGAAUCAAGUUUGUCACUUUAGACAUUCUAACAGUGUGUGGCUGACCUUAGUUGAAGAGUAUUGCACUCUCCAGUCUGCUGCUUUAUUCUCUAUUACCGAGAUGCUAGACUACAUUUUCCUUGUUGAAACUACGUCUUAGGACUAAUUGAUUUGUGAUCAUAAUUCAUCACAGCUUUUCUUUUGUAUUUUUUCUUUUGUAAGGCAGGAGUUCACAACACUAUAUUCAGCUGUCAUUCACGGAAGUAACAAAUUGUGUUAUGGGCUUUGAAUGUAAGCUGAGGGGUGCAAGUUUUAACUGGACAAUAAAAUUGCACUAAGUAGUCACCUUUGGGUUGAUAGAUGAAAAUGUUUAGAUUUAAAAAUACUUUGACAGACUAGUAUAUUUGUUUAAAAAAAAAUGUUGAACUGUCCUUUCCUGAUGACAAGAACUGCUGCACUCCAGUUCUUAGCAAUAGUGACAAUUUUUAUUUCUUGAGCAGGGCAGUCUCAAGCAGGAGUUUUUUUUCCAUGCUGUAAUUGCUUCAAAUCAGGUGUUACUAAACAAAAAUAUGGGAUGCUGGAAUGUUCUUUAAAAAUAACACUAGUGAUAAUAGAUUGAAAUAUUUAUGUAUUAAAAUAUCUAUUCAAUGAAUGUACACUAUAUGCAAAUGAGAAACUGAUGUAUGUAGCAAUAAAACAUUCUUCAACCGGAUGAUGUUUGUGAUUUUU
Messenger RNA from Stegostoma tigrinum, 5816 nucleotides. RefSeq names its product unconventional myosin-XIX. Gene Ontology annotation, biological process: actin filament organization; vesicle transport along actin filament. The transcript is spliced from 24 exons. The coding region runs from base 410 to 3289 and encodes 959 amino acids. The record is from RefSeq and is a predicted model, not a curated record. Gene Ontology annotation, molecular function: ATP binding; microfilament motor activity; actin filament binding. Gene Ontology annotation, cellular component: actin cytoskeleton; vesicle; myosin complex. Lineage: Eukaryota; Metazoa; Chordata; Chondrichthyes; Orectolobiformes; Stegostomatidae.